Molecule: messenger RNA, 1816 nt
Organism: Durusdinium trenchii
Lineage: Eukaryota; Dinophyceae; Suessiales; Symbiodiniaceae
Source: the annotation of a GenBank genome assembly
CAUGGUUCGUGUAGUCGGCAACUGGAAUUGCCGUUGUCAAACCUAGCAACCCAUGGUAUGACGGAUCUUCGGGCGCCAGCAAUGGUUUUUGGCAUUGGCCCAGGACUGCACGAUGAAACAUCACCAAGUUCGCAGGCACCAGUAGCAACGCCUACCAGGACCUCAGUGUGCUCGAGUUUGUCAACACCUUUCAGCCAGUGCAGCGCCAGGAUUCCCAGUGCUGGCCCAUCGCCUUGUGCCGAAGAUAACGGGGCAAAAAAUCCUAUCCGGCCUUCAACUGAAUUGAUAAACACCUUCCUCCAGGAGUUGGAGCACUGGCGUGCAUCCACCAUGGUCCAAGAGGCUUUGAUGCCAAACAAGUUGACGGUUGGAUGCCUCGACCGUGCCUUUGCUGAGUUUCAGUCUGCGUCGGGCCAGGCGGAGAACCAACCAGGAGCUUGAGCUGCAAGUGGUGCCCCAGCAAGUGGGCUGUGCAAAUGUGAAAGCGAUGCUGCCACUCAUGGGCAUUGGACAAGGCUCAACAGAGCAGCCCGUCGCCUUGGGAGCGGGCCUUGAAAAGCAAAUGAACUUUAUCUCUCCACCGGUGCAUUUUGGCACCCGCAGAUGGACCUGUGCCCUGAGACACUUGCUUGGAACUGUCAAGGAAACUGGUGCAAUAAAUUCUCUUACAUACAUUUUCCGUUUCCUAGAAUUUUUGCAUCAGCAAUGAUGAAGACACAUAGUGCCUAUCAUAGUGCAUUUAUCCCGAGGUUUGGUCCUUUUCUAAAAAAUCCUGGGCACCGGUAGCCACAGCAAUAGAGUGGUUUCUUAGAAAUGCUGACAUGCGACGCACGCGGGUAUCCAGUAGGCCUUUACUGCAUGUGUUUUUGGUGGCUUUUGGCUCGUAUGUAGAUUUGCCCUGCCGGUUCCACUUGCCCAUGGCCAUUGGCACGCCUGAGGCGGAAGAUGUGGUGGAACUGGUCGAAGAGGUGACAAGCUUUAGCUUUGAGAUACCCGAGGGGGUGAAAGCAGGAGUGAAAUUGAAGGUGGUGGCACCGGACCAAGUCACACUUCACAUUCCUUUGCCGCACAAUGUUGUGACUGGUGACAGGAUGGUCAUGGUAAAAUCUCUCGACGGCAAGUGGGGCAUCAAGCAUGUUGUUCGUGGUGAACUAGGUGGUUCACCUAUGUUCAGUACUCCUUGGAAGACUGAAGAAGAAAUAGCCAAAGACCUCAGCCAACCACACGUGUGCAGCGUGGAGCUAGCAACCACCAAGGGCACAAUCAAGCUCAGGGUUGUUCCGAGUUGGGCGCCAAAGGGUGCACAACGCUUCCUACAGCUUGUGAGUGACAAGUACUAUACGGACCUUCCCAUUUAUCGAGCAGUGCCAGAUUUCUUGAUACAGUUCGGUGUCACUACUGACGAUCGAUAUGGGAGAUAUGAGGCCAUGGAAGAUGAUGAACUCAAGGGAAUUCCCUUCUUAGAAGGUAUGGUGUGCUUCGCAGCGUCCAGCCAGAAUAGCCGACUAGCAGCGAUUUGUGUCUUCUUGACCGACCUACCGCAGCUGGGGAAGAGGAGCUGGGAGACACCAUUCGCUCGAGUUUCAGAAGAAUCUUUCCCUGUGCUGCGGAGCAUUUACACCGGCUAUGGUGAGAUGCCACAAUGUGGCGGGAGUGGUCCUGACCCAAUUCAAUUGCAGGAUAGAGGGAAUCCUUACAUCAAGGAGAAAUUCCCGCAAUGUGACUACGUCGAGUCUGCUGAAUGGGUGCAGUGAGGAGCCGGCCUUUAGCCUCUAGGUUGCGCAAGCAAGUUAGUCUUAGCCAAGCACCUCUUGCA